UUGCUGCACUUAUUACUGGACGUUGUUCAUAAAUAUGAUUUACAUAAAAUUCAGGACCCAAGCAUUGAGCAACAGGAGGUAGAACCGCACGGUCUGCAGAGAGGGCGGGCGCUCAGAGAAGGAAAACUCUUCAGACUUGCAGGAGGAAUUCCUCCUCGGCUAACCCGGGAGCGGGGCUCACUCCACAACCGGCCGGCGGCGGCACAGGCUCGCUGUGCCGCUCCCCCUGGAGGCGGUUGAGCCCCUCGGAGCAGGAGCGCGCAGCACGCGCCUGGGACAGCCGCCGCCUCUCGCCCGCCGCCGCACGCGCAUGCGCGGUUAGUAGUCGCUGCUGUGUGGCCGCCAGCGGGAUUGGUCUGAAGAGACGCGGGGACCAAGUGGCAGCGACUCGGACAUCUGGGCUGUCACUGCCGAAAACAGGCCACAAGAGAGAUAAUCAAUAUGCGUUUCCAAGCCUUUUGGCUAUGCUUGGGUCUUCUGUUCAUCUCAAUUAAUGCAGAAUUUAUGGAUGAUGAUGUUGAGAUGGAAGACUUAGAAGAAAAUUCAGAAGAAACUGAUGUUAAUGAAGGUGAACUUUCCUCAGAGAUUAAAUAUAAGACACCUCAACCUAUAGGAGAAGUAUAUUUUGCAGAAACUUUUGAUAGUGGAAGGUUGGCUGGAUGGGUCUUAUCAAAAGCAAAGAAAGAUGACAUGGAUGAGGAGAUUUCGAUAUACGAUGGAAGAUGGGAAAUUGAAGAGUUGAAAGAAAACCAGGUACCUGGUGACAGAGGACUGGUAUUAAAAUCUAGAGCAAAGCAUCAUGCAAUAUCUGCUGUAUUAGCAAAACCCUUCAUUUUUGCUGAUAAACCCUUGAUAGUUCAAUAUGAAGUAAAUUUUCAAGAUGGUAUUGAUUGUGGAGGUGCAUACAUUAAACUCCUAGCAGACACUGAUGAUUUGAUUCUGGAAAACUUUUAUGAUAGAACAUCCUAUAUCAUUAUGUUUGGACCAGAUAAAUGCGGAGAAGAUUAUAAACUUCAUUUUAUCUUCAGACAUAAACAUCCCAAAACUGGAGUUUUUGAAGAGAAACAUGCCAAACCUCCAGAUGUAGACCUUAAAAAGUUCUUUACAGACAGGAAGACUCAUCUUUAUACCCUUGUGAUGAAUCCAGAUGACACAUUUGAGGUGUUAGUUGAUCAAACAGUUGUAAACAAAGGAAGCCUCCUUGAGGAUGUGGUUCCUCCUAUCAACCCUCCCAAAGAAAUUGAAGAUCCCAGUGACAAAAAACCUGAAGAAUGGGAUGAAAGAGCAAAAAUUCCUGAUCCUUCUGCCGUCAAACCAGAAGACUGGGAUGAAAGUGAACCUGCCCAAAUAGAAGAUUCAAGUGCUGUUAAACCUGCUGGCUGGCUUGAUGAUGAACCAAAAUUUAUCCCUGAUCCUAAUGCUGAAAAACCUGAUGACUGGAAUGAAGACAUGGAUGGAGAAUGGGAGGCACCUCAGAUUCUUAAUCCAGCAUGUCGGAUUGGGUGUGGUGAGUGGAAACCUCCCAUGAUAGAUAACCCAAAAUACAAAGGAGUAUGGAGACCUCCACUGGUCGAUAAUCCUAACUACCAGGGAAUCUGGAGUCCUCGAAAAAUUCCUAAUCCAGAUUAUUUCGAAGAUGAUCAUCCAUUUCUUCUGACUUCUUUUAGUGCUCUUGGUUUAGAGCUUUGGUCUAUGACCUCUGAUAUCUACUUUGAUAAUUUUAUUAUCUGUUCGGAAAAGGAAGUAGCAGAUCACUGGGCUGCAGAUGGUUGGAGAUGGAAAAUAAUGAUAGCAAAUGCUAAUGAGCCUGGUGUAUUAAAACAGUUAAUGGCAGCUGCUGAAGGGCACCCAUGGCUUUGGUUGAUUUAUCUCAUAACAGCAGGAGUGCCAAUAGCAUUAAUUACUUCAUUUUGUUGGCCAAGAAAAGUAAAGAAGAAAUAUAAAGAUACAGAGUAUAAAAAAACCGACAUAUGUAUACCACAAACAAAAGGAAUACUAGAGCAAGAAGGAAAGGAAGAGAAAGCAGCCCUGGAAAAACCGAUGGACCUGGAAGAGGAAAAAAAGCAAAGUGAUGGUGAAAUGCUUGAAAAAGAAGAGGAAAGUGAACCUGAGGAAAAGAGUGAAGAAGAAAUCGAAAUCAUAGAAGGGCAAGAAGAACGUAAUAAAUCAAAUAAGUCUGGAUCAGAGGAUGAGAUGAAAGAAGCAGAUGAGAGCACAGGAUCUGGAGAUGGGCCAAUGAAGUCAGUACGCAAAAGAAGAGUACGAAAGGACUAAACUAGAUUCAAGUAUUUUUAAUUCCUGAGAGGGAUGUUUGGCAUUCUAAAAUCAGCAUGCCAGACUUGAACUUUAAUCAAUCUAUGCACAUCCUGUUUCUAAUAUCUAGCAACACUUUUCUUUCAGACAUUUAUUUUAGUCCUUCAUUUCAGAGGGAAAAAAAAAGCAUCUUUGAAGUUACCUGGUCUUUGAAUUUAGAAUAAAAGUGGCACAUUACAUAUCGGAUCUAAGAGAUUAAUACCAUUAGAAGUUACACAGUUUUAGUUGUUUGGAGAUAGUUUUGGUUUGUACAGAACAAAAUAAUAUGUAGCAGCUUCAUUGCUAUUGGAAAAAAUCAGUUAUUGGAAUUUCCACUUAAAUGGCUAUACAAUAUAACUGGUAGUUCUAUAAUAAAAAUGAGCAUGUGUUCUGUUGUACAGAGCUAAAUGCAAUAAAGUUUCUGUAUGGUUGUUUGAUUCUAUCAACAAUUGAAAGUGUUGUAUAUGACCCACAUUUACCUAGUUUGUGUCAAAUUAUAGUUAUGGUCAGUUGUUCGCUUAAAUUAUAGAUUCCUUUAAAGAGGUGCUUUGUUCAUAAAAUCACUGGAUUAUAUUGUAGCAUAUUUUACAUUUGAAUACAAAGAUAAUGAGUUUUAUCAAAACAAAA
Molecule: messenger RNA, 2919 nt
Organism: Macaca mulatta (Rhesus monkey)
Lineage: Eukaryota; Metazoa; Chordata; Mammalia; Primates; Cercopithecidae
Gene: CLGN
Product: calmegin
Biological process (GO): protein folding; ERAD pathway
Cellular component (GO): endoplasmic reticulum membrane; endoplasmic reticulum
Molecular function (GO): calcium ion binding
Source: RefSeq, a predicted model, not a curated record